This is a messenger RNA of Brassica napus (rape), 4053 nucleotides long. RefSeq lists its product as uncharacterized. Lineage: Eukaryota; Viridiplantae; Streptophyta; Magnoliopsida; Brassicales; Brassicaceae. The transcript is spliced from 3 exons. The coding region runs from base 1234 to 1884 and encodes 216 amino acids. The record is from RefSeq and is a predicted model, not a curated record.
AUAAUAUAAAAAAUAUCCAAUAAGAUUUAUUUACAUAUUUACAUCUUCAUACAUAUUUGUUAGAUUUAUUUACAUAUUUACAUCAAAUUUGUUAGAUUGAUUUACAUCAGAUUUGUUAGAUUUGUUGGAUUUAUUUCAAUAAGAUUUGUUAGAUAGUUGUAUGAUAUUUGUUAUAUAUCCUCACGUAAGAAUUGAUAGAUUGAUAGAUAAUUAUAUAUUUAAUCAAUUCUGUGGCACUUUCUUUUAUUCCAUCUGUUUUUGUUAAUUGUAUUUGUGUUUGUUUCAUUUUCAGGCGACCAUGAUGCCGGCUUCUGUGAACGUUAACCGUCUCGCAACGCACCAGACUAAUCUUGAAGCGGGUACGGUUUACUCCCUGACCGGUUUUGAAGUAACAAGGUGUAACCAGGAUUACCGCCUCUCGGACUCUUCUCUACUAAUCCGGUUUACUGACUCCACCACUUUCGAGAAGAUCACUGACCCGGCUGUUCCGAUACCUCUUGAAUCAUUCCGGUUCCGUAACUACAGUGAGAUGCUUCGUCUUGCUAACUCCAACAACCAACUUCCAGAUCUUAUUGGUAAGAUAACUGCUGUCAAGAGUACGAUCACUGAACCUCCUCUGGACAAGAACCGUGUUAGUGCAACCAUCAAGAUGGACAAGUAAGUUUUUAUGAAUUAUGAUGUCUUAACAAUCAUUUUUGGAAAUUGUAACUACAAUAUUCUCACUGUUAUGCCUUCCCACAAUGCAGUGACACAUCUGUGACUUUAACACUCUUUGACGCUCAAGCUGUGAAGAUCCAUAACCAGCUCGCUCAGAUGGCGGUAGAUCCACGAAUUUGCGUUGCAACCAGUGUGAAUCCGAGAAUGGUGGGAGGUAAGCAACCAGUUUAACACUAAAAUGGCUGCCUCUGUAAUGAUGUCGAGUUCAUACAUAUUCUACUCAUAAUGCAGGGCGUCUGUUUUUUAAUGGCACAGCCGGCACACACAUCCAUUUCGACGUGGAAACAGUUGCCGGGGAAAGUUUGUUUUCCAGGUAGCAUUUUCCGAGACAUUACUUUUAAACAUACCGUGACUAUAAAAUUCUCUAUUUGUUCAUGGAUGUGCCUAAUCACAUUGUUAUCUUCGUAAGCGGUUUGCUUGAACAAGACACUGGGCUUGCGCCAGUAGGACGGCUGGUAAGGAGUUUUGCUAAGGUGGAGACACUGAGCAUAGCUGAGCUGAACGAUUUUGUCCUCAAUGCUUCGUCUCAGGUUGGCUAUCAUAGUUGUGAUACUCUAUAUGGAAUGUAAAUUAUCAUGGUCGUAUCCUAACUUUACAACCAUGCAGAACAUUGAUUUCAUUUGUACGGGGAAAGUUACUGGAAUCAAGUUAGACAAGGGGUGGUGCUAUGUCUCCUGUGCAAAAUGCUUCAGGAAACUCCACCGGUCUGUCUCAUCGCUCACGUGUCUAUCUUGCAACAACACCGAUGCAGUUGGUAUCCUUCGGUAUGUACUGACUCUGAUCAAGUUAAACAUGUACGUUAAACUUGAUGUGUUAUUUGAUACAUUUAUUCUACGCGCUAGGUACCGUGUGGAGAUAUCAAUUGCAGACGAGACUGGUGAGGGUUUGUUUGUUGCGUUUGAUGGAGUUAUGGCGAAACUCCAUAACAUGAGGGCCCAUGAAGCUGUCAACCUCUUGCCUGGUAAUGAUGUCAACCCCGAAGAAUCUGAUGCCCCUCAGUUUGUUCUAGACAUGGAGGGAAAUACAUACACGUUUCAGGUUAAGGUGGGGCCAUACAAUUUCACGGCAAAUAAUCACAGCUUCACCAUUUCACGCAUUCUCGGUGAGGGUGACCCUGAGCCACAACCUGCGUUCGUUGAUGAUGUGAGAUCCUUAUAUUUGCCCUAGCGUCUGUUUUUUUACCUGCAUAUAACUUUUCCAUUCGAUAGGGUGCUGCUGAUGACAAUGGAGACGACAACAACGAUGUGUAGAAUCGGCCAAGUUGCAUGCGUGGAAACGCAUACUACAUUCUAAAUAAUAAUGAAGUUGUUUUUUCUUUUUAAACCAAGUAUGCAUUUCGUUUUUAUACUUUGCUGUUUAUCUUUUUUGCCAUUCGAGUGUUUCCUAUAUACACAAGUAUGCAUUUCGUAUUAACAUAUUUCAUAAUUUCUACUAUCUGUUACCUUAUAGGUCGAACUAAAUCUAUUAUGCCUUGGCAAUAUUCCGUUUCUUUUUUUCCUUUUACUUAUAGAUUAUGACCUUAUACAAUAGAAAACAAAUUUUGGUGAUCAUAUAGCUUACCAUCUCUUAUUACAUGCUCAAAUUUUAGUGAUCAUAUAGUUAAAAUAUACUUUUACCCUUUAAUACAUAUUUUUUGGUCAUUUUUGUCAUUAAAAAUUAUUUUGUAACAAAAACUAAGAAAACUAUCUUAAAAAAUUAUUAACAUAUACAUAAUAUUUUGAAAACCACAACUCCGUUAGAGAUUAGAUACAGACACUAUAAGCCAACUACAAUAUAUAUUCGUUUAACGCAACAAAACACUUUUAACUACCAAAAAAUGUCAUUGUACCAAGUAAAACAAUACAAGCAUAAUUAAUUAGCCUUUGACCAAAAAUUCAACAUUGCAAAAAUAGUUGCGUCAAACACAUUAAAUUUUUGUUACCUGAUAUCUCAUUGUAACUGAACCAUUCUUCUAAACCAAAGUCUCCGAUGUAAAACAAUUACACGAAACUGCUUCAUUAAAACCCCAUCUACAAACACUCUAUAUAAACAUCCAACCCGUGGAAACAUACAUAUAAAACCUGUUAUUCCUAAAAUUAUCAGGUGGAAAAAAAAACACUACAAAUGGUAUCUGACAUUUCAGAACACAAUUAUGACUCGGACGAGAGCAUUGGUAGUUCUGAAGAAAACUCCUAUAACAUACCCCCAACCAUCUUUUUCAAGAAUCAAACCCUCAGUUACUUUGUAGCAGAACCACUCCGUAUGCUAUACAACUUCAGUGAUUUGAAGAAUGAAUGUUUAGUUGCUGGCAAUCCAAGGGCUCACUACAUAGAGGGGUUGCUUCAAUACUUUCAGUGCCGUAAAUCUAUCAAAGGACUUGACCAUCUUCGUCAAUCCGCAGAUGGAAACUAUGAUAAUGGUACCUAUAUUUAUGGUAUUUUAAUGUUGUGCAGGGGCAACUUUGCUGAGGGACAAUAUUACCUCGAUAUGUUAUCCUGGAAAACUAAUCAGGACAGAACUACCCAAUGCUUGACAAUGCUUAAGCAAUCCCUUAAAGCAAUCAGGGUCAGUGUGAAGGCAAAAUAUGUAGCAAAUACAGACACAAUGGAACCCUUAGCAGAUUGCAACACUCAUGCGAUGGAUAGCGCAUGCGAGGAUUGUUAUUACUUUAAGAAGAUGAAAGAAUUUGUUGACUACAUUCGCAACAAAAAACAGUAGACAACACAGAUCGGUCUUUCGAUUUAUUUUACAGGUGUUUUGUAUUAUGCUUAUGCGUAAUAAUAUGAAUUUGACCGCCUCCUACCCGAGCCCAUAAAGAAAUUAGGGAAAAUAAAUAAUUACUAAACCUACUAAAUAAAAUUAAAUAUUAUCCUAAUUUAAAUAAAUUUGGAACAAAUAAAUUAUUAAAUAAUACGUUAGUAUCAAAUCAAAUUUGUCUGAAGAGAGAUCAGCAUGUGUUUUGAACAUAAACCAAAAGCAUGGAAGGGAAAAUAUACACUUUCCAGGUCAAGUCGACUACUUAUGAUGACUGCAAAACACAUACAACACCUUCCGAACCAUGCAGAUCUAUCACCAACCAUAUACAAAAAUUCUUAAAAGAUUUUCCAAAAGAUUCUUAAAAGAUUUUCCAAAAACAAAAUUAUUAAAAACGGUCCGUCUCGCCAUCAAAUCCCGCGCGUAGCGCGGGCACCGCCUAGUUUAACUUAAAUAAACAAAACAAAAUAUUCUGUCCGGCUUGGUUUAGAAUUCCAGUUCGGAGCUUUUACUUUUUGGACCAGAAUUCGAACCCCAAAAUGAAAAGAGAAAGCGACUUAAGAGUUGAAAUAGGUUCAAGUAAUAAAUCUUUGCAGUAAAGAA